CAGUCGCCAAGAGGCGUGCUCUGCGCGCUCAUGUCAAGUCAUUGCGUGUGAAUUUCCUUAUCGUUUACAUGUGCGAAGAGGAAGGCGUGAGAGACCGUUAAACAUACACGACGUUAGAAAAGGAAGUUAAGAUGAACGUUUUAAUGAUUUUAACAAUAGCAGGUUGGGUGACUUUUGGACUUUCUACAGUGAAUGUAUCCACAACAACUGAUGCAGAAGUAUCCUCAGUAAAAACAGCUGCAGCAGUUGCAACAACAGCAUCACCUCCACAUCUAAGCACAUCUAGUGUCCAUACGAGCCCAUACAAAACAAAUGAAUCGGUCUCCACAAUCGGUUUUUCGACAACUGCAAACGUAUCAACUGUAAAUUCCUCCAUGAACACUACAAACAACAACUCAACGUCAGACCCCGUGGAGAUGACAACAGUUGCAAACACAAUGCCCAAUUCAACCUCUGAUGUAAAUUCUACCUCUAUUGCAAUAGUGAUCACCAGUGCACCCAAUGUGACCAUUUCGUCAAAAACUCUCACUUCCAGUAUUGUGACUAGAGCUCAGACGUUGAAGACUGAAAGCACAAAGGCAGUUAUAACAAGUGCAAAAAAUACAAGACCUACAGCAACAAGGAUGAUAAAACUGAUGCCUUCUACUUCUAAAGCGUUAGUGUCGUCUGCUAAGCCACAAUCAUCAACAAAAAAAACUUUGACAAGGCAACAUCAAACCAAUAAUGGACCACAUAAAAAGAAUCCACAGGCUCUGAGCUCAGGAAGUGUUGCUGCCAUCGUAAUAGGCUUUAUCGCCAUUGUACUUAUCUUACUUGGUGGAGCAUACUACUUCAAAAUGCGACGGUCUUCUUAUGGACGCCUUUUGGAUGAUACUGAUCACAGCUCAAUGGGGAAUUUUUUCAACCCAAUGUUUGACGGCUGAAUGAGGAAGUUAAUGUAGAAGUACAGCUGAAUGAUUCAUUUCUGAAGGAAGAACAUGCAUCUGUCCUGAGUAAUGAAUUUGGUAACAUGAGAUUCUGUAUCGUCCCCCAAAAUAUUCAGUCAGAAUCAGAAUGUGUCAGAACCUAGAUAUGACUGAUUGUUUUUGUGAAGUUUUUGUAUGAAGGUGUUGACAUUCAUGUGUAUUAGAAGUACUUGUAUUAUAACUGCAAAUAGUAAAAAUAAAUCUAUGUUGUUUUUGCACAAAACAUUUCUUUAUAUUUUUUUCUUUCUUUAAGGAACCCUACUAAAUCAAAGUUUGAUUUCAGCCAUUAACUUCAUUAUGAUUUCAAUCUUUGCAUGACCUUACUCAGUCAAUGUUAAAGAUAUCAAUAUUUUAUAAUGUUUUUUACAUUAUGUAGGAUGAUUUUAUGUAGAGAACAGUAAAUAAAGAAUAAAAAAUGACUUAAGCUUUGAAAACAGGCAGGGUCACAUAUUGUUGACAGGGUUAUUAACCCUAUCAUAUCCCAUAAUUAUUGUUCUCUGCUCAGCUGUGGCCACUAUUCAUCUGAAGUCAGUCCUUUUGUUAACUUAACGUUUCUUUAGCCUAAUUCUUUAGCAGAUGCAUCUGAGUUUUAUCCUCUUGUCAUUGUAAUGGCAGGGACCCUCAAGCAGCAUGUAAUUAAGCAUUUAAACAGUCAAGACUGUUAUUAGAGACUUAAAAUAAGCCAACAUGCAAAUGGAUGAGGCAUACUUGCAAAACAUCUGGUGUUUUGGUUUGUUCAGGAGUGCUGCAGUAGCUGUUCAUUUAUUUUUAUUCAGAAAAAUUUCUUUUUAAACUUUUUUAAACGGCAACUCUUGUUGCAGCUGCCCACGCGUUUUUGUUACCUGUUCAACACACUGUUUCCUGUUUAUGCAGAAAGUUUAGCUGUAACUGUGACACAAACCACAUGAGGAAAUGGGUAUCUGGUUCUUGAGCAGUGGCGACUAAAUGUAGACCUAGUCUUGUACUUAUUAUUAUUAAUAAUAAGUUGUAUAGAUUAAUAAUUUUCCCUGUAACACAUGGGUUACUCUCUUAUGGACAAAUUGCUACAUCAGUCUGCUAUUUGCUAUACUUCUGUCACUGUGAUUAAAAAGAUAUAGACAGCAUAUAGUUUAUUUUAAAAUAAUAUUAUUAUUAUUACAAGAAAUAAUUGUUUUAUUUAUGGAUAAAUUAUGUGAGAAAGUUAUGUUUUGUGUGUAUUUGACAUUUUGCUUUGGAAAAAAAGCACAUAAGCACAUUUGUACACAGCAGGUUUCGCUGUAUGUAUUCAAUAUGUAAUAUAUUGUGUUUAUCAGUUGUACAUAAAAAAUAAUCUUAGGCAAAGCAGAUCAAAGUUUAUUUAAACCAAAUAAGUAGAUUUAACUUUAACUAAAAAGUUAAAUUUUACUUACAAAUGUCACCCAGUAGUUGAAAACCUAUGGUACACUCAGUGCUCGGUCAAUAGAUCACAAACUAAGUUGGCCUUUUUAUAAACCAAAGUGUUAACAGGACACAGUCUAUAAACAUUGUUGUACAUAUAAAAUGACAAGGUACAUGAUUUUAGGCUAAAUUGUUUACAAUCAGCAGAAAUACACUGUUAUUUCCUAGAAACAGAAAGUUCUGCAAUAUAUAUGUGAAGUUUGGGAGACUCUGAAAGCUGAAAGUGAACUGCUGUGACUAUAGAGCAUUAAACUGUGCUACCAAACCCAUCAUUCUCUCCACUUCACCAUCUUAUAACCCAUUUGUUUAGGUUCAGCAUUAAUUGUUUAAAAGAUACAGAUCUAAAGACAAAAUUUCACAGUACCCAUAUAAUCCUUGACUAAUUUAUUUUUUAUGUUUAUUACAUAUACCUGCUAAUUAAAUACCUGUGAAAACCAGGCUAAAGUGUGUGUGUUACACAUAUAUAUCCUUGUUUAUGAUUGGCCAGUUUAAUAAUAAACAUCCAGUCAUGUUUAAAUAUUUGUGAUUUAUAUGUUGCUUGGAACAAAAUUUGUUAAGGAGAAUACACAAUAUUUUUUAUUAUUUGUGCUAUUUAUACUGUAUGUUCUAAUAACAUUGCUGUAUAAUACACUUCACUGAUCUGCUUCAUUUGUAUUGCUUUGUACUGUUUGUAUUGUUUAUCAUGCGUUUUCAUUAAAAUUGCUUAAAAUUCCAAUGGCAUCAUAAAAUACAAGCUCA
Messenger RNA from Misgurnus anguillicaudatus (oriental weatherfish), 3119 nucleotides. RefSeq names its product prostate androgen-regulated mucin-like protein 1 (gene parm1). Gene Ontology annotation, cellular component: late endosome; early endosome; Golgi apparatus. The record is from RefSeq and is a predicted model, not a curated record. NCBI's taxonomy places the organism in Eukaryota, Metazoa, Chordata, Actinopteri, Cypriniformes, Cobitidae.